AUGGAGCAGGCCGCCACCAUGGUCGAGCCCAGGGGCCCCCUAGACCAUGGCGUCCAGAUUCGCUUCAUCACAGAGUCAGUGGGUGGUGCGGAGCCGGGCACCCUACGCCGAGCCGGGCGACGGCCAGCCAAAGAUGCAAGAGCCAACAGCUAUGGGGUCGCCGUGCGUGUGCAGGGCAUCGCCGGGCAGCCCUUCGUGGUGCUCAACAGUGGGGAGAAGGGUGGUGACUCUUUUGGGGUCCAAAUCAAGGGGUCCAACAACCAAGGGGCCCCGGGAGCUCUGAGCUCAGACUUGGAACUCCCUGAAAACCCUUACUCUCAGGCCAAGGGUGUUCAUGCCUCCUCGCAGGGCAGCACCUCCGAUGAGGAGCCUGCGGCUGGCUGGAAAGGAAGGCUCCUCCGUUCCCAGUCCCAGGCCUCACUGGCGGGCCCUGCCCCUCUGGCUCCUAGCACCAGGAGCACCAGCCUGCUGGAGUUAGCCCCUCAGGGCACCACCCCGGGUAGCACCAUCGACACGGCUCCCCUGUCUUCAGUGGACUCACUCAUCAAUAAGUUUGACAGUCACCUUGGGGCCCAGGCCCGGGGCCGGACGGGCCGCCGUCCACGGACGCUGCCCCAUGAGCAGCGCAAGCGGAGCCAGAGCCUGGACAGCCGGCGCCCACGGGACGUGCCUGAGGAUCGGGAGCGGCAGUCUCCUGCUCAUCUGUCCCCCGGCACAAAGUAUGAUAGCUCGAGACAGCCGGUCCAGAGCCCGAGCUCGCUCAGUGGCUUGAGCCGUUCCCAACAGACCCAGGAUUGGGUCCUGCAGAGCUUUGAGGACUCUCGUGGGAGAGCGCCAGACUCCGCUUUGCUGCAGUUCAAAUCAACCCCAGACCUCCUCCGAGACCAGCAGGAGGCAGCCCCACCGGGCAGCGUGGAGCACGUGAAGGCCACCAUCUACGGCAUCCUGAGGGAGGGAAGUCCCGAAAGCGAAACCUCAGUGAGGAGGAAGGCCAGUUUGGUGCUGGAGCAGAUGCAGCCCCUGCUGAUGGCCUCUCCUGGUCCUGCGAAGACCUUGGCAGGGCAGGGCGAGCUCACCCGAAAAAUGGAGGCGCUGCAGCAAAAGCUGGAUGAUGAAGUGAAGAAGCGGCAGAAGCUCGAGCCGUUCCGGAUGGGGCUGGAGCGGCGGCUGGAGGAGCAGGCUGAGGAGUGCAGCCGACUGCAGGAGCUGCUGGAGCGGAGGCAGGGGGAAGCCCAGCAGAGCAUCAAGGAACUCCAGAACAUGAAGCUCCUGCUGGACCAGGGCGAGCGGUUAAGACAUGGACUGGAGAGCCAGGUGAUGGAGCUGAAGAACAAGCUGAAACAGGCCCAGGGGCCAGAGCCCGCUAAGGAGAUGCUGAUGAAGGACCUGCUAGAGACCCGGGAGCUUCUGGAAGAGGUCUUGGAGGGGAAACAGCGGGUCGAGGAGCAGCUGAGGCUGCGGGAGCGGGAGUUGACAGCCCUGAAAGGGGCCCUGAAGGAAGAGGUGGCCUCCCGUGACCAGGAGGUGGAAAAUGUCCGGCAGCAGUACCAGCGAGACACAGAGCAGCUUCGCCGGAGCAUGCAGGAUGCUACCCAGGACCAUGCGGCCUUGGAGGCUGAGAGGCAGAAGAUGUCAUCCCUGCUCCGAGGCUUGCAGAGGGAGCUGGAGGAGAGCUCGGAGGAGACAGGGCACUGGCAGAGCAUGUUUCAGAAGAACAAGGAGGAGCUUAGAGCCACCAAGCAGGAACUCCUGCAGCUGCGGAUGGAGAAGGAGGAGAUGGAAGAGGAGCUUGGGGAGAAGACGGAGGCCCUGCGGAGGGAGCUAGAGCAGGCCCGGGCUGGUGCUGGGGACACCCACCAGGUGGAGAAGCUCAAGAAGGAGCUGCGCCGGACCCAGGAGGAGCUCCAGGAGCUGCGGGCAGAGCGGCAGAGCCAGGAGCUGGCCGGGCGGCACCGGGAGCGAGAGCUGGAACAGCAGCUGGGGGUCCUGAGCGGGGAGGCGGACCGAGGCCGGGAGCUAGAACAGCAGAACCUUCAGCUGCAGAAGACCCUCCAGCAACUGAGGCAGGACUGUGAAGAGGCUUCCAAGGCUAAGGUGGCAGCGGAGACAGAGGUAUCAGUGCUGGGGCAGCGCCGGACAACGGUGGAAGCAACGCUUCGCGAGACCCAGGAGGAGAACGACGAGUUCCGACGCCGCGUCCUGGGUCUGGAGCAGCAGCUGAAGGAGGCGCGAGGCUUCGCCGAGGGCAGGGAAGGCGUGGAGGCGCGACUUCGGGACAAGGUGCAGCGGCUGGAGGCAGAGAAGCAGCGGCUCGAGGAGGCCCUGAACACGGCGCAGGAGGAGGAAGGGAGCCUGGCAGCAGCCAAGCGGGCUCUGGAGGCCCGGCUGGACGAGGCCCAGCGGGGGCUGACCCGCCUGGGGCAGGAGCGGCAGGCACUGAACCGGGCUCUGGAGGAGGAGGGGAAGCAGCGCGAGGCCCUCCGGCGGGGCAAGGCUGAGCUGGAGGAGCAGAAGCAUCUGCUGGACAGGACUGUGGACAGACUGAACAAAGAGCUGGAGCAGAUUGGGGGGGACUCUAAACAAGCCCUGCACCAGCUCCAGGCCCAGCUGGAAGAUUAUAAGGAAAAGGCCCGGCGGGAGGUGGCAGACGCCCAGCGCCAGGCCAAGGAUUGGGCCAGCGAGGUUGAGAAGGCCUCUGGGGGACUGAGCCGGCUGCAGGAGGAGGUCCAGCGGCUGCGGCAGGCCUUGCAGGCGUCCCAGGCUGAGCGGGACACGGCCCAGCUGGACAAGGAGCUGCUGGCCCAGCGACUGCAGGGGCUGGAGCAGGAGGCAGAGAACAAAAAGCGCUCCCAGGACGACAGGACCCGGCAACUGAAGGGCCUCGAGGAAAAAGUCUCACGGCUAGAAGCAGAGUUAGAUGAAGAGAAGAACACGGUGGAGCUACUGACGGACCGGGUCAAUCGAGGGCGGGACCAGGUGGACCAGCUGAGGACAGAGCUCUUGCAUGAGAGGUCUGCUCGGCAGGAUCUGGAGUGUGAUAAAAUCUCCUUGGAGCGACAGAACAAGGACUUAAAGGGCCGAUUGGCCAGCUCAGAAGGCUUCCAGAAACCCAGUGCCAGCCUUUCCCAGCUUGAAUCCCAGAAUAAGGAGUUGCAGGAGCGGCUGCAGGCUGAAGAGAGGGACAAGACGGUUCUGCAGUCCAGCAACCGGAAGCUGGAGCGGAGAGUUAAAGAGCUGUCCAUCCAGAUUGAUGAUGAGCGACAGCAUGUCAAUGACCAGAAGGACCAGCUAAGCCUGCGGGUGAAGGCUUUGAAGCGGCAGGUGGAUGAGGCAGAGGAAGAAAUUGAGCGGCUGGACGGCCUGAGGAAAAAGGCCCAGCGGGAACUGGAGGAGCAGCAUGAGGUCAACGAACAGCUCCAGGCCCGCAUCAAAACCCUGGAGAAGGACUCCUGGCGCAAAGCUGCUCGCUCAGCUGCUGAGACAACCCUCAAACAUGAAGGACUAAGCUCAGAUGAAGAAUUUGACGGUGUCUAUGAUCCCUCAUCUAUUACAUCAUUGCUUACGGAGAGCAACUUGCAGACCAGUUCUUGUUAGCUCAUGGGCCACAAGGGCCCAGAAACCAGGCCUGAGGUCUAGUGUGGCCUGUCUUGUUGUGCCCUGUCUUGUGCACCUUGCUCAGCCUUGGAUGGCUCCUUCCUAUAGGUGGCUCAUAGGAAGGGGCCUGAUUGAUGGUGGUUGAAAAAAAAAAAAAAAAGAUCUGAGAGCUAAGCUGAUGGAUCGACUUUCCUUCCUCUGGAGGUGCAGGUAUCUUAGGCCAACUAAGUCCUUCCUUAAUUGCCCGCCCCUCCCUGUUCCCCCUCUUGGAAGGAUGCUCAGCAUAUGGGCUGAGGAAGACAGCAGGAUACGAGGGGAUAGACGUUGCCAUGUACAUACAUAUAUAUAUAUAUAAAGUUGUAUUUCAUCAGCUAACCUUAAAGGCUCAGGGAAAUGCCCUAUGUGAUUCUGCUCCCUUGACUCCUCACACCCAUUUCCCUCCCUCUCUGGACCGGGGCUAGGGGGGGCACAUUGUGGGUCAUGGACAUGCUAAUGUGAUUCUACCCAUUUCACAUUUGCUUCUCUUUGCACAGUUGUGGGGCUGGUGAAGUAGUCCUCAUACCCCUCCCCUUCCUCCCGGCCUUCAGAUCCAAGGGACUCUUCUCCUCUCCCUUCCCAUCUUCUCCAUUCUACCUUCCCUCUUGCCUCUCAGUGCCUUAGCCAGGGUGAGACGAUAAGGCUGCUCUUCUUGCCUUUUGUACCUGCACAUUCAUACCUCUCCAAAGACCAGUCUCUCUACAACAUGGGCCUUCAGUCUUCCUUUGGCUGCCCCACUGACUGGCCCGGAAAACUCCUGGAUUCUCUACCGAACAGCCCCUUCCAGGAGGGACUUCGGUUGGGCUAUGAUCGAGGGGGUGGGGUCCCUGGUCCUGUUCAGGGCUUCUGUCCCACCCCCUUCUCUGUCACUUCGGAUGUGAUUAUAAGGUGAUUAUUCCUGGGAGCCCUAACAACUGUUUAUAUACAUUCAAA
This is a messenger RNA of Echinops telfairi (small Madagascar hedgehog), 4563 nucleotides long. It is a transcript of the gene CGN, whose product is annotated as cingulin. NCBI's taxonomy places the organism in Eukaryota, Metazoa, Chordata, Mammalia, Afrosoricida, Tenrecidae. The coding region runs from base 1 to 3594 and encodes 1197 amino acids. The record is from RefSeq and is a predicted model, not a curated record. Gene Ontology annotation, cellular component: myosin complex. The transcript is spliced from 20 exons.